AAUAUUUUCAUACUCCAGACUCCCAGCGUAGGUAGAAGAUGGCAGCCGAGGCGUGAUUCGAGACCAGGACUUCUUCUCUCUCUCUGGCCGCGCGCGCUAGUAGGGGGUAUCUUUUCGUCUCGUAACGCCGAGCGGACGUCCGCGGAAGUAGUACGCUAGCGUGGUGCAUUAUCGCGUGUCCAGUGUACCAGCUUGCUCGAGAAAAUGUCCUAAAAGAGGACCGCCGUCGCCGUGUUACACAUCGUUGUCGUGCCGUCUCGCGGUCGCAGCUACGCUCUCUCUGGUCUACCGUUCGCACCCGCCAGAGAGCCGUGCACGGUACUACCGCAGCACACACAUCGGGUGUUAUACUCAUGAUCCGACCGGCGACCAGGUAGUAUCGCUGAUUAUUAUGCGCGACAUGAGCAAAACCGGAAGCAGCGCCGUCAUCGUAGUGUUUCACGAGCGUCAUGUAAAAUGGAAUUAAACAAUGUUGUUAAGACGUAAACAUGUUUUGGGUACACUGUGGACUCUUUGUUCUCGUGAUUGCCGUACCUGGAUUUAUUAGCAGCGCCGACAGCACGUCCAAGCGAGACACCGAUUACACGUUAGAUGAUUCCUAUUGGAACGAAGAAACCCAACCUGGUGAGGUCGAACGAUUACUGCGAGAGUAUCGACAAAACCAAGAGCUAGUACGAAAUAUCGGCGCCAAUUACUAUCAGAUCAUCUAUCCAGUACAGUUACGGCAUCACGAGAAAAUGGGGAUAUCCACGAGAGAAGUCGGCGUUUCUAAGUUUCCUCAAAGAGGAUACGGGGAGGGAGGAUAUCAAAACUCUAGAGGCAGAUUAAGAAUAGGAAGGCACUUUCACCGGACGUCUCUCCUGAUCAAGGCCUUUAAUCAUAAAUUUCGCCUAGAUUUAGAAUUAAAUACGCAACUUUUAGCUCCGAAUCUUAUACAAAAAGACUUUUUAGUCAACGGUGCGGAACAAAGUUCUAAACAGGAGAUAGAACAUUGUUAUUAUCAUGGCACCGUCAGAGAUUAUCCAGGAGCUACCGCCGCUUUUCACACGUGUAACGGUGUCAGUGGUGUCAUACAUUUAGGCAACGAGACUUUUGUCAUUCAUCCGUUCUACGGCGGUGAUCUGUCGCAGAAACAUCCUCACGUUAUAUUUGAAGCUCGAACAAAAGCGGACAAAGGCUGCGCUAACUUGGGAAAUCUUGAGUGGCGUACGAAGAACCGUCGGCAGAAGCAUGUUUUGUGGCUAUCGGAAAGCACUUCCGAUCGGUACAAGAGAGACGUCCGUGAAGCAACCAAAUACAUCGAAACUGCCAUCAUUAUCGAUAAGGCUAUGUUUGACAAAAGAAACGGUAGCACCAGAGCCGAGGUUGUUCACGAUGCCAUCCAAGUUGCAAAUAUCGCGGAUUUGUAUUUCCGUACAUUAAACACUAGAGUCUCCGUCGUAUACAUCGAAACCUGGCAAGGUGGUAACCAAGCGGAAAUCAAUAAAGAUAUGGAUAUUGGUGAAGCUUUGCUAAAGUUUAGUGAUUAUAUGUUUCGGAGGGUAUACAAUGUUGCUCAGGACACCACCCAAUUGCUUACGGGUGAGACUUUCUCAGGUGGAGAAUCAGGGGUGGCUGUACCGCAAACUGUGUGCAGCCAAAAAUCCAUAGGAAUCAGCGUCGAUUUAAAUACUUACGAACCCCAUCUUUUAGCUGGUACGAUGGCUCACAUGAUAGGUCAUAACAUUGGCAUGCACCAUGACGAUGGACGAAACGAGUGCAGCUGCUACGAUUGGCACGGAUGUAUCAUGGCACAAUCCAUCGUCGGCUUGCAAAACGUUCAACCCUACAAGUUUUCCGAAUGUAGUAAAAAAGAUUACAUAGAAACUUUAAAAAGCGGCGCCGGCAUUUGCCUUUUUAAUAAACCAAACGAGUUAGAGGUCAGGAGAACAUGCGGAAACAGGGUAAUAGACGACGGGGAACAAUGCGACUGCGGUACGCUCGAGGAAUGUCACGAACUCGAUCCUUGCUGCGAUCCGAUCACCUGUAAACUCACAUCGGAGGCCGAAUGCGCUUCCGGACCUUGUUGUAACAAUUGCAAGUUACGUGCACGCGGCGUCAUUUGCCGCGAAUCAACGAACGAGUGCGAUCUUCCGGAAGUUUGUUCCGGAGAAACAGGUCAAUGUCCAGCGGAUGUUUAUAAGAAAAACGGGAAUCCAUGCUCGAAUAACGCUGGUUACUGCUUCAACGGUGUCUGCCCGGCUUUGAAUCUUCAAUGCGAGCAGGUUUGGGGCUACAGCGGUAUCGCAGCUGACAAGCAAUGCUUCGAACAGUUCAACUCGAAGGGUUCCAUCAACGGCCAUUGCGGCACCGACGCUUCCGGUCAUUUCGUCAAAUGCGAGUCGGAUAACGUUCGUUGCGGAUCCCUUCAAUGUCAACAAGGCUAUAAGCAACCUGUUAUCGACGGAAUGGAUCAACUUUAUUCUGUUACGAUUAUAACGAUGAAGGGUCAGGAAUACGAGUGCAAGUAUGUAUUGAGAAAGAUUGACGAGAUCAAAAAUUCGAUGAAUAACGUUUUCCUCUUACUUAGAUCGACGACUGGGAAGGUAGAAGGUUCCGAAAUGCCAAGUUGGGGAUUGGUUCGUGACGGCACGUCUUGCGGUGAUAAUCUGAUCUGCGUAAAUCAAACUUGUACGAGCCUUUUCCUACACAUAAAUCAAGAUAAAUGUCCCAGUAAUCACAAUAACAACGAAUGCUCAGGAAAUGGCGUAUGCACAAAUACCAAUAAGUGCUAUUGUAACCCUGGCUGGAGUGGAACGGACUGUUCCAUACAGCAGGACAUUCCAACUAUAGUACCAGCAGCUCCCACAACCGAACCAUCGGAUGAAGGUAGCUCAACUCCUAAUAUGGGGAAGAAAGAGACCCCCUACGAGAACUACCACGGCUCUAACACUGUAUUUUUAGUUGGUAUGCUCAUGUCGGUGGUAGGGGGUGUUUUCAUAGUAUUUGCUCUGAUGGCUCUCUGCUACAGGUCAGUCGUAGUACAUAAAAACUUCUCCCUCUGUCUCAGAAGAAAGAGCACCAUCCAGAAGUAUGAUCAACCGUACUCGAAGAAGCCACCACAGAAAAGCUACACCGGAGUUUCGAGCAACCAUCACCCAGAAGAAGCGGUACUCGACAGAGUGAACAAGAUCCUCGCCUUUGAGAGAAUGCCUCAGUACAGCCGCGGCGAGCCCCAGCGCGUGCUGUUUCGGCCCCCGAAUAACGUCGCCGCUGCAGACGGGCCAAGACUCAAAGAGCACAAACCGCAGAUGAAGAGGCGCGACGUGAACGAGGAGGAAGGAGGUACGGGGGCAGAGGAGGUUGUCUCUUUCAUUGAUGUCUCACCAAACAAUCUGACAAAGUUGCCUGAGAAGGGAAUUUUAAAGAAACACGGUGGUUAUGGUAGAGGCGGCAUUUCCGAAGUUGAACGUACGUUGAAUCAAUUGAACGGCUAUCACGAGAAUAUAAUCGAAGUAUUGAGAAACGCUGGUAUCCGUCGCGAUCCAUCGGAGGCUCCAUCGGGAAGUGGUAACCUUCUUGACAACGAGGCAAUCCGUAAAUCAUUGGUCGACUGCUAUCCCGAUUCUUAUUGCAAAGAUACGGACGAACACGAUCACAUGGACAACAUGGAUAAUCAGGACGACGAGGAUGUGGACGUAGGGUUACAACCAUGCGGUACGAUACGCAUACGUACUCUCGAGGAUAUCAUCAAGCAGCUGGAACGUCAUUCGGUUCGACAUAUGAGCCCGAGCGGCUCCGAAGAGAUUAGAAUGUCUGAGAGCGAAGGGGAUCGUCAUUACAGACUCGACUCUUCUGUCUGUAGCGAAUCCUCUCAAGGAAGCAGAAGGUGUAGCCGCGGCCGAGACGAUGACCCUAGACUCGUCUACGGUAGAUAUUGUCAGCCAUCGUCUCGAAGUCCUUACGGUACUCAUCAGCACACUCGUCAACACACUCAUCAAAUGCACGAGGAGGAGGGUAUCUAUGAAACUGCCGAUCCCGACAGAGGCUCGAAUACUAGGGGUGAAACGCCCGAUAGUGAAAGUGAUACGUUUAUUCAAGCUCAACAACAAUUAGCCCGGACGAGUGAGGAGGGGGUACAGCACCGACCACCACAACAACCACCACCACCUCCCGCGCCAGCCACGGCAGCCAAGCAGUUGCAGUUGCAGCAGCAGCAACAACAACAGCAACAACAACAACAACAACAACAACAACAACAACAACAACAACAACAACAGUUACAACCACAGCAGCAACAGCAGCAGGUACAAUCGCAGCAGCAGCUGCAGCCGCAACCGCAGCCGCAGCCUCAGCAACAGCUGCAGCAGCAGCAGCAGCAACAGCAACAGCAUCAACUGCCCGUGGAACAACUGCCAGUUAAGCAGCGCGGCUAUUAUCCAUCCCCACCCUUCAACGACAGCAGCAGCAGCAGCAGCAGCGUCCUCGCGAACGACGAGACGACGAGAAACGCUCAAUCCCAAGCGAAAAAGCUCCCUGACGUUCGUGGAAUCGAUGUUAAUCACUUGCCUAAUAUUAACAAAUGCCCACUAGACGAUAACUUUAGUCUAGAUUGUAACAUAAAUAAUGGUUCCCCUAAAGAAUUAAAUACCAACAACACUAGUGAUAACGAAAAUACUGCCCUACUGCCCCCUUCGCAUUUUCCUGAGUACAAGCAUUGAUAAUUAUUAAUCGAUGACAGAUAGUGUCCAAAACAUAGUGGUGUGAUUUAAUCUUGAACUCGCAUUUUAUACUGAAUAGUGUAAAUAACGAUAAACUAUGAAUUAACGAACAAGAACAAAGAAACAAGCAAAAAAGACGAGAGAGAGAGGGAGAGAGAGAUAGAGGGGGGGAGAGAAAGAGAGAGAGAGAGGGAGAGAGAGAAACGAGAAACGAGAGAAAAGAGAAAGGGAAAGAGAACGACACGAGCGAUCGAGAGCCAAGGGUCUUAAGAGCGGCACGACGGGCGAAGAAUACGACCGAUAUUAAAAUUAUAAUAAAUUAACAUUAAUCUAUAUGAAAUGUUUAUUAAUAAACAUUAGUAAAACGAUUUACUCAAAAAGACGAA
Molecule: messenger RNA, 5086 nt
Organism: Vespula pensylvanica (western yellowjacket)
Lineage: Eukaryota; Metazoa; Arthropoda; Insecta; Hymenoptera; Vespidae
Gene: mmd
Product: disintegrin and metalloproteinase domain-containing protein 11
Exons: 25
Coding region: 489-4700 (1403 amino acids)
Biological process (GO): membrane protein ectodomain proteolysis
Molecular function (GO): metalloendopeptidase activity
Source: RefSeq, a predicted model, not a curated record